Molecule: messenger RNA, 533 nt
Organism: Drosophila guanche
Lineage: Eukaryota; Metazoa; Arthropoda; Insecta; Diptera; Drosophilidae
Product: ovochymase-2-like
Exons: 4
Coding region: 1-522 (173 amino acids)
Biological process (GO): proteolysis
Molecular function (GO): serine-type endopeptidase activity
Source: RefSeq, a predicted model, not a curated record
AUGGAAGGCCCGAUCGUUUUGGUGUUCAUUUGCUGUGUAUUUUUCUUGAAGUUCUUGAAUGGAAGUAUUAUUCCACGCAUCAUAAAUGGCAGCAAUGCCACCGCUAUGCAGUUGCCCCAUCAAGUGUUUUAUGAUACUUUUUACCUAGGAGACUAUAGUUGGACCAGUUUCUGGAGACCCCAGUGUGGAGGCACCAUAAUAUCCAGUAAAAUUAUACUCACAGCAGCUCACUGUUUCGAGGAUGAUCCCUACAUAAUUGCCUUGAGAAUUUACUUUGGAGCUGUGAACAAAUCAAAUGCCACCGAAGAGGGUCAACAGCGUUUAAUUGUGGAUCGAAAGAGUGUGGUGAUCCAUCAGCAAUUCAAUUAUCAAAAACCUUUUUACAAUGAUAUUGCAAUCAUUAAACUACCCAUUAAUGUGCCUUUUAAUGAAUAUAUUCGACCCGCAAAGCUGCCACAACCCACCAAUAAUUAUGUGCAUGCAAAAGCCAUUGUUUCGGGAUGGGGUGCAUCUAAAGUUUAAGAAACAAAAAC